This is a messenger RNA of Marmota flaviventris (yellow-bellied marmot), 966 nucleotides long. RefSeq names its product olfactory receptor 5H18. Gene Ontology annotation, molecular function: olfactory receptor activity; G protein-coupled receptor activity. Gene Ontology annotation, biological process: G protein-coupled receptor signaling pathway. Gene Ontology annotation, cellular component: membrane. Lineage: Eukaryota; Metazoa; Chordata; Mammalia; Rodentia; Sciuridae. The record is from RefSeq and is a predicted model, not a curated record.
UACAUUUAUUUCAUUUUAUUUCAGGGUACAUCUAGGGAGGACAUGGAAAAGAAAAAUGUGACGUUGCUGACUGAAUUUGUUCUCACAGGACUUAUAGAUCGGCAAGGACUGAAGGUCCCAUUGUUCUUGCUGUUCUUGAUGAUAUACCUCAUCACCAUUGUGGGGAAUCUUGGUCUGAUUGCUCUCAUCUGGAAUGACCCUCACCUUCACAUCCCCAUGUACUUGUUCCUGGGGAGUUUAGCAUUUGUAGAUGCUUGGAUAUCAUCCACUGUGACCCCCAAUAUGUUGGUCAACUUGUUAGCCAAGAGCAAAUCAAUAUCCCUCUCUGAAUGCAUGAUACAAUUUUUUGCCUUUGCAUUUGGUGGAACUACAGAAUGCUUUCUCUUAGGAACAAUGGCUUAUGAUCGCUAUGUAGCAAUAUGCAAACCAUUGCUUUAUCCAGUAAUUAUGACCAAUAGACUAUGCAUCCGACUAUUAGUCUUAUCAUUUGUAGGUGGCUUUCUUCAUUCCCUAAUUUAUGAAGGAUUUUUAUUCAGAUUAACCUUUUGUAAUUCUAACAUAAUACAUCACUUUUAUUGUGACAUUAUACCAUUGUUUAAGAUUUCCUAUGACCCUUCUAUUAAUUUUCUAAUGGUAUUUAUUUUGUCUGGCUCAAUUCAAGUAUUCACCAUUGUGAUUGUUCUGGUUUCUUAUACACUAGUUCUCUUUACAGUUUUAAAAAAGAAGUCUGUCAAAGGCAUGAGGAAAGCCUUCUCCACCUGUGGAGCCCAUCUCUUAUCUGUGUCUUUAUACUAUGGUCCUCUUCUCUGCAUGUAUGUUCUCCCUAAAUCUCAACAAGCAGAUAAUGGUAUGAUGGACUCUUUAUUUUACACAGUCAUAAUCCCUGUGAUAAAUCCAAUUAUCUACAGCCUGAGAAAUAAGCAAGUCAUGGAUUCACUGACAAAAAUACUGAAGAAAAAUAUUUAG